AUUUGGGUCACGUUUUAUAGUUGGCGAAAAACAAAGUUGUGCUCAUUAUAUUCCUUCUGAAUGAACUUGUUCUCUACAAUCGCUUGGAAACGGACGAAAGUUUUGUAUUUGUUUAAUAGAUCAGAGACCAUCAUACCUACUGAACUGUUUGUUAGUGUUUCCCUAGCAUGGCACGUAUGGAAAUGAAUAUUACGGGGAUUUCUGCAACAAUAAUGACUGACACACCUCCUCUCGUGUCGUCUGAGUUUGACAUAACGUCGUCAGGUCUCUCGACAUUUGGCGCGAACAUGAGCGAAAAUUUGACUGCUACCAACUCCACCGACGCAGUGUUGCCAGCCGUGUGGUCAUGGAUACCUUUCACUUGGCAUUGGUGGGAGGUCAUCCAGUUGAUCCUAGCCAUCGCUGGCAUCAUCGGAAACUCCCUGGUGAUGUUGGUACUCUUCCGUGUAAAGAGAAAGCUCUGCUCCACCGAUACCCUGAUCGCUGGGUUGGCUCUGGCCGACUUCUUGACGUCGGUGUUCAUCAUUCCUCACGCUCAAGUGAAGACGCUUCCAGACACCAUAGCAGCGCAGCUCUACUGUCGGAUUAUUCAUUCCAGUUCCCUCAUGUGGACAUCCAUCUGUGCGUCCAUCUUUACCCUCACCACCAUCUCAAUCGAAAGGCUCAUGGCUGUGAGGUAUCCUUUCCAAUUCCAGCAUUUCUUUACCUCCAGAUCAACCUCCCUCGUAAUCGGUGGCAUUUGGCUAAUUUCCUUGGUCAUCAACACCGUCAGUUUCUACGUCCACUACAUCGUCGAUGGAGAAUGUGCUUUUGGCUUCUCGACGCCAUCUUUCCAGAAGUUCAUCGGAGUCUUCUACUUCAUCGCAGAGUACUUGGUACCCGUAUCAGUCAUGAUCCUAGCCCACGUCUUCACCAUUCGAACCCUUCGUGAGCGCGCCCAGGUGAAGCCUUACUCCGCCGAAAACCAGAGCCAGCGCCCGAAUAAACAUUUCCUGCGAGCCCGACGUCGCGUCAUCGAAAUGCUCUUCAUCGUUGUCGUCAUUUUCAUCAUCUGCUGGACGCCUGAUCAGUUUGGCUUCCUCGCUUUCACCGUCGGUAUCAUCGACUUCUCGCACUUCAACAGCCCCGUCUACCGCUCCUUCGUAGUCCUUGCUUUCGUCAACUCCUGUGCGAACCCUAUCAUCUACGCCGCCAGGAACCCGAACUUCAGACAGGCUCUCAAAGAACUCUUUAGGAACGUACCGUCUAUCAGACUUCAAUCUGUCUUUGCAGCCAUAGAUGAGACUAGCAACGUCUCUACUGAUACAAGUGCGAGUAAACUAUACUCUGUUGAUAAAGUAGUCGUGUAAUUAUGUUUUCGUUGGCUUCUCUUUAAAGGUACUAUGUCCCAUUUGCAGGCCAAAAAAU
Messenger RNA from Strongylocentrotus purpuratus (purple sea urchin), 1407 nucleotides. RefSeq names its product galanin receptor type 2-like. Gene Ontology annotation, cellular component: membrane. The transcript has 2 exons. Bases 168 to 1349 code for a protein of 393 amino acids. Lineage: Eukaryota; Metazoa; Echinodermata; Echinoidea; Camarodonta; Strongylocentrotidae. Gene Ontology annotation, molecular function: G protein-coupled receptor activity. The record is from RefSeq and is a predicted model, not a curated record. Gene Ontology annotation, biological process: G protein-coupled receptor signaling pathway.